AUGUCAACGACAACCGGCGCAUUCGUUGCCGGCGGCAUUGCUGCUUGCGGUGCUGUCACCGCGACACAUCCCUUUGAAACAGUCAAGAUCAGGUUACAGCUUCAAGGAGAAUUACAAUCCAAAGACGUCGCAGUCAGGAAAUACCGAGGCGUCUUCCACGGGGUCGGGGUCAUCCUAAAAAACGAAGGAUUGAAAGGAAUCUACAGAGGGAUUGGAACUGCAUACAUCUACCAGAUACUGUUGAACGGCUGUCGAUUGGGAUUUUACGAGCCACUGAGAGCGGCAUGCACCAAGCUCAUCUACAAAGACACCAAUGUUCAAUCUCUCGGUAUCAACAUUUUUUCCGGCGCGGCGUCUGGUAUCCUGGGGGCUAUGGCAGGCUCACCUUUCUUUCUGGUCAAGACUAGACUACAAUCAUAUUCUCCCUCGUUGCCUGUGGGCACGCAGCAUAAAUACCGCAAUGCUUUUGACGGACUGUCCCAGAUCUACAAAGCAGAAGGGGUGAGAGGUCUAUACCGAGGCAUGGGCGCAUCGAUGGUCAGAACCGGCGCCGGAAGUUCAGUCCAGCUGCCGACAUAUUUCUUUGCGAAGAGACGCUUAAUACGCCAUUUCGGCAUGGAAGAUGGCCCUGCACUGCAUUUGCUGAGCUCAACUGCCAGCGGCUUUGUUGUCUGCGUCUUUAUGCAUCCACCGGAUACCGUCAUGGCGCGAUUGUACAACCAGCAUGGCAAUCUCUACAAUGGUAUUUUCGACUGCCUCUGGAAGACUAUUUCAACGGAGGGUGUGCUCAGCGUCUACAAAGGCUUCACAGCACACCUGGCUCGAAUAUUGCCGCAUACCAUCCUCACAUUGACACUAGCGGAGCAGACAAACAAGCUCAUACGAGGAGUCGAAAGCAAGAUCCUACCGAAAUCCCUCAAGGAGAAGCUUUGA
This is a messenger RNA of Cladophialophora psammophila CBS 110553, 933 nucleotides long. Its product is annotated as solute carrier family 25, member 46. Bases 1 to 933 code for a protein of 310 amino acids. Lineage: Eukaryota; Fungi; Ascomycota; Eurotiomycetes; Chaetothyriales; Herpotrichiellaceae. The record is from RefSeq and is a predicted model, not a curated record. The transcript has 2 exons.